Molecule: messenger RNA, 3924 nt
Organism: Pteropus alecto (black flying fox)
Lineage: Eukaryota; Metazoa; Chordata; Mammalia; Chiroptera; Pteropodidae
Gene: PAXIP1
Product: PAX interacting protein 1
Exons: 22
Coding region: 845-3574 (909 amino acids)
Biological process (GO): positive regulation of transcription initiation by RNA polymerase II
Cellular component (GO): nucleus
Source: RefSeq, a predicted model, not a curated record
GGUGGGGGUGGGUAGCUUCCCUGAAGACACGAGGGUGUAGGUGGUAGGUACUGGGGGUGCUAGGAGAAGGCACCCCGAAAUGUUCCAGCUAGGAAAAGGGUGGAAGGCGAUUUCCUCCACGUGAGAUGAUGCGCUAAGGGAAGAAGGCGUCGAGAUAUUUGGGGUGUGUCUGGAGCAGUGACGUGGGGCGACCCGGUACGCUGGGGCCUGGGGCUGGGCGGCCCCACCGCGGACGCCCUGCAGAUUCCCAGUGCAGCGUUGCUAGGGGGCCACGUGGUAGUGAGUCCAUGUGGGGAAGUACGUGCAGAGGCUGGACUGUCAUGGGUGCCCUGUGAGCACACGCGCACCGCCCUCCCGGGUCACCGUUGCGGUCCCCUCACUGCCAUCUCACACAUGCUGCCGACCCCGGCGGGCGGGACCCAGGCCUCUUCGCAGCUGCCACCGGAUGCCUCCAGCCUCCCACAGGGCACCCGGAAGGGGCGCGACUGACGCCCUCCUCGGGCCCCGCCCCUGAUCUGGGCCGGCCUUGGGGCGGUCCUGGCCGCCAGCACCCCUUGCAGUCCUCACAUCUGCUCGUUCUGUGCCAUCCGUCUUUCCUGUCCCUGGUGACAUUUCACUAGUUCAGGUGGCCGUCCUUUUGCCUGGGCCUUUGCAGCUGUUCCUUCACUGGGGUCCAGCCAGCCCAUUCUUACAUGACAUCGAUCGUUCUGGAGAAUCUGGUCGUGCCACUUACCUGCUCGAGACCCCGCGUGCCUCUCCGGAGACACUUCUGCGUCCUGCUGCACAAUGCAGUGUGUGCGUGUUUGCCUAGGGCAGAGGAAAGGCCGUUCGCGGCUCGGUCCCCAUGAGCCCGCCCAGUGUGCCCCCGGCUGUGGGCGCCGGUGCCCAGCUGACUCCUUGCAACUCGGGGCCGCUCAGCACAGGAAGUCCUCCCAGCCACCCGGGGCCUGCUGGCUCCUCUUCCAGAACCUUCUCCUUAGGGGAAGCCGCCCACCCCCGGCCUUCGAGCCCAGUCUCAGCGCCGGGCGCUGCGUCCCCUUGUCCGUCAGCCCUUUCUCUGCAGGACAGGUGCUGUUUGGGGGCCGGCUCGCAACAGCCUCACGCUUCCUUGGUGAUUCAGCUUCUGAAAGCUGGGAAGGCUAAGGAAGUGUCCUACAACGCGCUGGCCUCACACAUCAUCUCCGAAGACGGCGACAACCCGGAGGUCGGGGAAGCUCGGGAGGUCUUCGACUUGCCUGUCGUGAAGCCUUCGUGGGUGACCCUGUCUGCGCAGUGUGGAGCGCUUCUGCCAGUAAAUGGCUUUUCCCCAGAGUCAUGUCAGAUUUUUUUUGGAAUCACCGCCUGCCUCUCUCAGGUGGCCUCUGACGACAGGAGCGCCCUGUGGGCCUUGCUCACCUUCUACGGGGGCGCCUGCCAGCUGCACCUGGACAGGACGUGCACACACUUGGUCGUCCCAGAGCCCAAGGGGGAGAAGUACGAAUGUGCCCUGAAGAGAGCCAGCCUGAAGGUGGUGACCCCGGACUGGGUCCUGGACUGCGUCUCGGAGAAGACGAGGAAGGACGAGGCCUGCUACCACCCCCGCCUGGUCGUCUACGAGGCGGCGGAGGACGCCGGGGAGCGGGACUCACAGAACGAGGGCAGCACGGAUGACAAGUCCAGCCCCGCCAGCUCGCGGGCCGGGUCCCCGUCGGGCGACCGGCCGUUCUCGCCCAAGCCGCACGCCGAGCCGGCCAAAAGCGAGCUGAUGUUCGACGACUCUUCGGACUCGUCCCCUGAGAAGCAGGACCGGAACCUGAACAUCUUACAGUCCCUUUCAGCACCUACAAAAAACUUGGAGCAGCAGGUGAAUCACAACCAACAGGGACACGUGAACACCAGCGCGGUGCUGUUCAGCCAGCUGAAAGUGACUCCAGAGCCGCACCUGUCACAGCAGCAGCCGCCGCCACCGCCGCAGCACCCCGUCCUGCACCUUCCGCCCCCGCAGGUCAUGCAGCUGCAGCCGCCGCAGGCAGCCGUACCCCCCGCAGCCGUCACAUCCCUUCCCGCAGCCGCAGCCAGGCCACCAGCAUCCCUUCCCGCAGCCCCAGCUGCAGUUCCCGCAGCCGCAGCCGCCCCGCCCCCACCGCCGCAGCAGCUGUUUGGACACGACCCGGCCCUGGAGCUCCCAGAGGAAGGCUUCUUGCUGGGCUGUGUGUUUGCCAUCGCGGAUUACCCGGAGCAGAUGUCCGACAAGCAGCUGCUGGCCACCUGGAAAAGGAUAAUCCAGGUGCACGGGGGCGCGGUGGACCCCACGCUGUCGAGUCGCUGCACACACCUCCUGUGCGAGAGCCAGGUCAGCGGUGUCUACGCUCAGGCCAUCAGGGAGAGGAAGAGGUGCGUCACUGCCCACUGGCUGAACACGGUCCUGAAGAAGAAGAAGCUGGUGCCGCCCCACCGGGCCCUGCACUUCCCGGUGGCCUUCCCCCCGGGGGGGAAGCCGUGUUCGCAGCACAUUAUUUCUGUGACUGGCUUUGUCGACAGCGACAGAGAUGACCUGAAGUUGAUGGCCUACCUGGCAGGCGCCAAAUACACGGGCUACCUGUGCCGGAGCAACACGGUUCUCAUCUGCAAAGAGCCGACCGGUCUGAAAUACGAGAAGGCCAGGGAGUGGAGGAUCCCGUGCGUGAACGCCCAGUGGCUCGGCGACAUCCUCCUCGGGGACUUCGAGGCGCUGCGGCAGGUGCAGUGCAGCCGCUACGCGGCCUUCGGCCUGCCCGACCCGUUCGCCCCCACUCAGCGCCUGGUCUGGAGCCUUCUGGACGCCUGGAGGGUCCCGCUGACGGUGCCAGCGGAGCUGCUCACGGGCAUCAGGCCGCCCCCCAGGCUGAAGCAGAGCGAAGUCACAAACACCCAGCCUUCUUCCAAGAGAGCCAGAAUCGAAGACAUACCACCGCCCACUAAAAAGCUAACCCCAGAGCUGACCCCGUCUGUGCUCUUCACCGGAUUCGAGCCCAUCCAGGUUCAACAGUACGUCAAGAAGCUGUACAUUCUGGGUGGGGAGAUUGCCGAGUCUGCGCAGAAAUGCACGCACCUCAUCGCCAGCAAGGUGACGCGCACGGUCAAGUUCCUGACGGCCAUCUCUGUGGUGAAGCACGUGGUGACCCCGGAGUGGCUGGAAGAGUGUUUCAAAUGUCAGACGUUCGUUGACGAGCAGAACUACCUCCUCCGGGACGCAGAGGCCGAGGUGCUCUUCUCCUUCAGCCUGGAGGAGUCCCUGAAGCGGGCGCAUGUCUCUCCGCUCUUCAAGGCCAAGUACUUCUACAUCACGCCUGGGAUCUGCCCGAGUCUGUCCACCAUGAAGGCGAUCGUGGAGUGCGCCGGCGGGAAGGUCUUGCCCAAGCAGCCGUCCUUCCGGAAGCUCAUGGAGCACAAGCAGAACAAGAGCCUGUCGGAAAUAAUCCUCAUUUCCUGCGAGAACGACCUGCACCUGUGCCGGGAGUACUUCGCCCGCGGGAUUGAUGUGCACAACGCCGAGUUCGUCCUGACUGGGGUGCUCACGCAGACGCUGGACUACGAGUCGUAUAAAUUCAACUGAGGUCCCCGCGGGACACCUGGAGCCCGGAGCGCGUCCCUGCCAGCGAGGACGCAGCUGCCAGCGCCCGCCCCUCCAGCCGCCUCGUUUUCCAGCUGCUUUCUCAGGGGACAAGCGUUUUAAAGCCGGAGAACACGUGUUAUUAAACAUGCUGCAUCUUUUUAAGAUGUGUGAUUUUAUUCUGAGGAACAUAAAUUAUGUUUUGUAUACUAUGACUUGGAGAACGUUAGGUUUUAUGAUUCAUUUGCCGGGGUUUAAAUGUUUUCACAAAACUGUUCUGGAGCUUUAGCUACAAAUAAAAUGCUGUAAAUAAAGACUUGUUAUCUCUAAAUUAUGGACUUAAAGAUUUGAAA